AUGAAGAAUGUUGAUAUACUUCUCACAUGCUUUCUUUUGAUUACAAAAUCAUGUCAUAUAUUUUGUUUUUCUUAAAAUCAUGACCAAACUAGCAGUACAACUGCUAAUGAAGAAUGUUGAUAUACUUCUCAGAUACUUUGCUUCCGAAUACAAAAUCAUGUCAUAUAUUUUUUUUUUCAUAAAAUCUUGACCAAACGAGCGGUACGACUGCUAAUGAAGAAUGUUGAUAUACUUCUCACAUACUUUUUUUUGGAUGACAAAAUCAUGUCAUAUUUUUUUUUUUCAUAAAAUCUUGACCAAACUAGUAGUAUGUAUGCUAAUGAAGAAUGUUGAUAUACUUCUCACAUACUUUGCUUCCGAUGACAAAAAUAUGUCAUAUAUUUGUUUUUCAUAAAAUCUUGACCAAACCAGCGGUACGACUACUAAUAAAGAUCAUUCUCUUUAUUUUGUGGCAUAUGGGGGUAAUUAUGAAAUCCAAUUUAAAGUAUCUAUGAGUGGUAAAAUUUUACAUAACAAGGGUGAAAAACCAUGUCAUAUAUUUCUCACAAAAGCUUGACCAAACCAGCCGUAUGACUACUAAUAAAGACCAUUCUCUUUAUUUUACGUGGCAUGAAAUCCAAUUUGAAGUAUCUAUGAAAUCAUUUGUUGUUAGUGCCAUAGCCUGACAUGUACUAUGAGUGGUAAAAUUGUUACGUAAUAAGGGUGAAAAAUAAUUAGGAAAGAGGGAUCAGCUCUUUCUUGAUUAUUUGAACUCUCAUCCUAGCUAGUUCUUUUAUUGCAAUGUUUUUGUAGACGUACCAUUUCAUUUUUGUGAACGUUUCAAUUAUUUGUUAAAUUUUCACGGAUUAAAGUUUAUUUUUACUUGUUUCUUGAACAGGUAUUAUGGGUUGGCUUUGAUAAGAUACAAAUUAGUUCUACUUGCUUCAGGCAUGCUUUGCUACUUGGCUAUGCCAAUGGCUUUCAAGUUCUUGAUGUCGAGGAUGCAUCAAAUCUCCAUGAGCUGGCCUCAAAGCGUGAUGGUCCAGUCACCUUCUUACAGGUGCUACCAGUCCCAGCUAGGUCCGAUGGUACUGACGGAUUUACAACAUCCCAUCCUUUGUUGUUGCUUGUUGCAGGUUUAGAAACCAAUGGUUCGAAUAUGGCCCAAGGUAGCCACUUGAGUGCAUUGGUAAGGGAGACCAGUAAUGCUCCUCAGCAAGUGGAUUGCAUCUCCACCCCAACUGUAGUUCGAUUUUUCUCAUCAAGGUCUCACAGCUAUGUGCAUGUUCUAAGGAUUCGAUCGCCUGUUUACAUUGCUCGGUGCAGUCCUCGAGUGGUUGUUGUGGCUCUUGCAGCACAAGUAAGCAGUGAAUGAUCUACAUACCAUCAAAACAUAUAGAUUAUAACUGGCGUUCGCAUUAUGUUUUGGGAUUUAACCUAAAUAGUUGAUUUUUGUAUGGGGCACUGAUGUAUUGCUUUUUAUGACAGAUAUAUUGUUUUGAUGCUGUGACACUCGAAAUAAAUUCAGUGUUCUUACUUAUCCAAUGCAAGGACCAGUAGGGACAAAUGUUGCCCUUUGUCCAAUUGCUGUUGGUCCGAGAUGGUUAGCUUAUGCUUCCAACAAUCCUCUCUGGCCAAAUUCAGGACGCCUGAGCACUCAAAAUCUUACAACCUCUCCUGGCGUUAGCCCAUCAACGUCACCUAGCAGUGGAAGCUUAGUUGCUCGUUAUGUAAUGGAGUCCAGUAAACAGUUGAGCGGAUGGAAUUAUCAAUUUGGACGACAUGGGAUACAAAAAAUUCUCCAAAGAUUAUCAGGAUCUUUUACCCGAUGGAUCCAACUCCCCUACAUCAUCAAGUUUUGGCAGGAAAACUGGUAGACUUGGAUCUGCGACGCAGCUGAAUGAAGUAGAUAAUGCGGGAAUGGUAAAUCAUGUCACCUGUACCUUUCAGUCGAAAUCUUUUCCACCAGAUGCACAUCACUGGCCCUUUCCAACGAUUUUGAUAUCUUGUUACUCUUGACUCUUUCCGAUAUCUGCACUAUGUUUUGAUCCUAGUAGUACUCUUUUGGUGACUGCUUCUGCGCACGGGAACAAUAUAAAUGUCUUCCAGAUAAUGCCAAACUGUGUACCAAAUGGUACAAGCUCCUCUUACUAUGAUUGGGCUACAUCGCACGCCCAUCUAUACAAGCUAUAUCGUGGGAUAUCAACAGCUGUAAGAAUCAAUAUUUUGUAAUAUCGUAUGGUUUAGCUUUUUAUUCCCAAUCAUUAUUUAAAUAUCUGCAUAAUUUUCUGUUCCAGGUCAUUGAGGACAUCUGUUUUAGCCAUUAUAGUCAGUGGAUUGCAGCUGUUUCAUCCUAUGGAACAUGUGAUAUCUGUGUCUUGUCUCCUUUGGUGGUAGUGCUGUCCUCCAGACACAGACUUCUCACAGUGAUGGACCUUCACUUGUGCCUACUCUCUCAAGGCCGUGGUGAUCUACCUCAACAAGCACGAAGGACCACCAGGUCCUUCCUCCUCCACCUGUUGCACUUUCAGUAGUCAGCAGUAUAAAGGAUGGAAAUUCCGGGUCGCUUAAUACGGUGAGCAGUAUAGCAGCUUCUGCAGCUGGAAAGGCACCUGCACCAUCCGGUGCUGUUGCCGCUGUCUUCCACAGGUCUGUGGAUCAUGAUUCUCGGUCAGCUAAUUCGAAGGCUAAGGCUUUGGAGCACCUUUUAGUACUCUCCUUCAGGCCAUCUGGUUCAACAUGGACCAUUACCUUCCUCAGUUGCAGAGUCAUGUGACAGCAAUUCAAAAACAGGAUCUGGCCCCUUUUUUCAGGCUAAAGAUGAAGAACUGCGGGUGAAUGCUGUACCAGUUCAAGGGUGGGAUGUAUGUAGAAGCUUGAUUUGACCGCUGAAAGAAAAAAUACAUUUCUAGCGCUAGAUGUGAUUGUGAAGAGCAUGCGGAAGUGCUCGUGGAUAUCACUCAUUGCGAGGAUACUGGCCAAAAACUCGUCCUCCUCUCCUAGCAGUGCUGCUUGUUAGGAUUUUGUGAGAACUCAUGAAAAAUUUCACUGGUACUUGUCAAAUCCGAAAGUCCUUGUUAGCUCCGGGGGGGUACAAAUAUGGCAGAAAUUCGAGGUACUCUACGGAAAUUGAACUGUCUAUAAGAUGUUUUCAUAACUUUUGUGGAUGAAUAUGUUUCAUUUUCUUUGACAGAUCCAAUUCUAUUCUAUGGAUCGUCAAAGCAGCGAAAGAUUCACCUGUGAUUCACCUGUUGAGAAAUUGAAAUUGAAAAUAGUUCUGUUGUGAGGUUGAAACAAAGAGGAAGGAUCUACUUCCUGUUUUUGGCCAUCGAAGGUACGCUAAUCCUAUCGAUGGCGUGAUCCUCUCUGUAAUCACAAUCUUCUCUUGGAAUUUUUUGGGUAACUGA
This is a messenger RNA of Spirodela intermedia, 3386 nucleotides long. The record is from the annotation of a GenBank genome assembly. Lineage: Eukaryota; Viridiplantae; Streptophyta; Magnoliopsida; Alismatales; Araceae.